Zerene cesonia (dogface butterfly) is the source of this 1090-nucleotide messenger RNA. It is a transcript of the gene Dci, whose product is annotated as enoyl-CoA delta isomerase 2. The transcript has 3 exons. Bases 99 to 818 code for a protein of 239 amino acids. NCBI's taxonomy places the organism in Eukaryota, Metazoa, Arthropoda, Insecta, Lepidoptera, Pieridae. The record is from RefSeq and is a predicted model, not a curated record.
UAGUAUAAUGAUACGGAUCUGUGGUUUAAAUAAUGUUUAUCUGAUGUAAAAACUAAAAUGUAUUAUCGUUUAUAAUUUUGCUUUGACUCUGAAUUAAAAUGAAUACAAUACAAGUGCAUGAUAAUUCAAAUGUUAGAAUAAUACGAUUAAAUAAACCUAAAAAGAAAAAUGCUAUUGAUUAUGAUAUGUAUGUUGAGAUAACUAAAUUAAUUAAUAGAGCAGCAACAGAUGAAAACAUUUCAAUUGUUGCUUUAACUGGAACUGGAGAUUUCUACUGCAGUGGUAAUGAUUUAAAUAAUGACCCAGAGAAUACAGAUGCACUGUUGAAAGCAAUUGAACAAUUUGUUGAGUCCUUAAUAUUAUUUCCUAAGCUACUGAUUGCUAUUGUUAAUGGUCCUGCAGUGGGAAUAGCAGUUACAACAUUACCGCUAUGUGAUUUUGUUUAUGCGUCAGAAAAUGCUUUCUUUUAUACACCAUUUAGCAAGUUGGAGUUAGUAUCUGAAGCUUGCUCAUCCAUUACAUUUCCUUCAUUAAUGGGAGAGAGAAUGGCAAGACAAAUGCUGAUGUUAAAUUUCAAAAUGAAUGCAAAGGAGGCUUUACAAUGUGGACUUAUAAGUAACCUAUAUAAAAAACAGGAACUUCAAAGCAAAUCAUUGAAGAAUAUAAAAGAAUUAUUGAAACUGUCUCAACAUUCCUUGAUAACUACAAAAAGGUUAAUGCGUGAACCAAACAUAAAGAAACUUAUAGAGAUUAAUAAAGUUGAAAUUCGAGAAAUAAGAAAUAUAGGUAAAAGGUUGUAUGGUAAAAGCAAAUUGUAAGAGGUAUCAGAUUAUUAAUUUAUAAAUUACUGUAUACCUUAAUUUUGAUAAUAUUUAUAUCAUAAUUGAGAUUGUUUAUGGUAAUUGCCAAAGUUGGAACAUGGUUGCCAGCACCAGUACAUUCAAGUGCAAAAAUAUUAUGUACAAGGUAACACAGUGUAUUACAUAAUCUAUUUUACUGUUUAUUUCAUUUAUUUAUUUUUUAUUAUAGUAUAUAAACUGACUAUAACUUUACCUAUAAUAUGCAUGUUUAAAUAAACAAUAUAUUUUUA